Molecule: messenger RNA, 1101 nt
Organism: Arachis ipaensis
Lineage: Eukaryota; Viridiplantae; Streptophyta; Magnoliopsida; Fabales; Fabaceae
Product: pathogenesis-related protein 1
Cellular component (GO): extracellular region
Source: RefSeq, a predicted model, not a curated record
GUGUAAAGUGCGCUAAUAAUAAGUUUUCCACAACGUUCAUAGUGACAUAUAUCAUUAGCAAUUAAGUACCAUCUUUCUUUUCUUCAUCUCAUGUUGGCGAGUAGAGUAGGCAGCAUACAUCAACUUGCAUAUAUGGCAGUUAGAUAUUUUCGUACAGAUUCGCAACAUAAUCAACAAGGAGUGCAGCCAUGCUUGUAAGCCAAGUGUGCCACCCCACUUUCAACUUGCAAGUUAAGAUUUCCUAUAAAUACCUGGCAACAUCUCCAGCAUUUUUCAUCAAACACGUUCUUCAUUGAUUUCAAAAUCAAAAUGGUUAUUUCUUGGUUACACAAGAUUUCAUUUAUUCCUCUCCUGUGUGUUUUAGGGUUAGGCAUUGUGGCUGAUAUAACCGCCUAUGCUCAAGAUUCACCGCAAGACUAUCUUGAUGCUCACAACGCAGCAAGAUCAGAGGCAGGUGUUGCCGAUUUGGUUUGGGACGACGACGUUGCGGCGUUCGCCGAGAACUACGCAACGGAACGGCAAGGGGACUGCGAAAUGAUCCACUCCGGUGGCGGCGACGAGGGUUACGGCGAGAACAUUGCAUGGAGCAGUGGUGAUCUUGCAGGCAGCGAAGCAGUGGGAAUGUGGGUGGAUGAGAAAGACAAGUAUGAGUACGAUUCAAACUCAUGUGUUGGCGGAGAGUGCCGUCACUACACUCAAGUUGUUUGGAGUAACACUAUUCGGCUUGGAUGUGCCAAAGUGAAUUGCGAUAAUGGAGGCACUUUCAUUACUUGUAACUACCAUCCUCCUGGAAAUUAUGUUCACCAAAGGCCUUACUAGUUACUAGUAGUGCUCAUCUUCUAUCUCUUAUUAAUUUUUCCCUCAAGUUAAUUAAGAACGGUUGUAUACUAAAAAAACAAUCGGUUGUUAUUAUUGUCAUCAGAAUAGGGAAAUAUCUAGGUUCUAUGCGAACUGCGAAACUUGGCAAUGGAUUGAGUUUCUGCGAAAUUUCAUUGCCUCUUUGAUUCACUAUUGCUACGCUUGAAGAUCUAAGUGACUCAACAAAACUGGCUAUGAAUUAAUUAAGCAAGUAGUAACAAGCACCAUGAAAUUUGAAAAUUU